Molecule: messenger RNA, 3744 nt
Organism: Sapajus apella (tufted capuchin)
Lineage: Eukaryota; Metazoa; Chordata; Mammalia; Primates; Cebidae
Gene: ZXDC
Product: ZXD family zinc finger C
Exons: 7
Coding region: 80-2284 (734 amino acids)
Biological process (GO): regulation of transcription by RNA polymerase II
Cellular component (GO): nucleus
Molecular function (GO): transcription coregulator activity
Source: RefSeq, a predicted model, not a curated record
CCAGAGCGGCGCGCGCACACCUGGGCGGGGCGGGCUGUGCUGCGUCCGAAAGGGCUCCGACGCCGUCGCUGGGCUCAAGAUGGACCUCCCGGCGCUGCUCCCCGCCCCGACCGUGCGCGGAGGACAACAUGGCGGCGGCCCCGGGCGGCUCCGCCAGGCCCCAGCGUCGCUGGGCCCUAGCCCAGUGCGCCGCCGCCUGCUACUGGUGCGGGGCCCCGAAGAUGGCGGGCCCGGGCCGCGGCCCCGGGAGGCCUGCGGGCCGAGCCCGCCGCCCGCCGAGGACGACAGCGACGGUGACUCGUUCGUGGUGUUGCUGGAAGUGCCGCACGGCGCCGCCGCGGAGGCAGCCGGGUCACAGGAGGCCGAGCCUAGUUCCCGAGCCAACUCCGCGAGCCGCCCCGAGCAGGGCCCCAGCGGCCCGGCCGCUGCCCCGGGCCCCGUAGCAGUCCCGGCGGGCGCCGUCACCAUCAGCAGUCAGGACCUGCUAGUGCGCCUCGACCGCGGCGUCCUCGCGCUGACUGCGCCGUCCGGUCCCGCGACCGCGGGCCCCGCCGCGCCCCGCCGCGCGCCGCCGGCCUCCGGCCCUAGCGCGCCUCGCUACCGCUGUCCUGAGCCGCAGUGCACGCUGGCCUUCGCCAAGAAGCACCAGCUCAAGGUGCACCUGCUCACGCACGGCGGCGGCCAGGGCCGGCGGCCCUUCAAGUGCCCGCUGGAGGGCUGCGGCUGGGCCUUCACGACGUCCUACAAGCUCAAGCGGCACCUGCAGUCGCACGACAAGCUGCGCCCCUUUGGCUGCCCUGUCGGCGGCUGCGGCAAGAAGUUCACUACCGUCUACAACCUCAAGGCGCAUAUGAAGGGCCACGAGCAGGAGAGCCUGUUCAAGUGCGAGGUGUGCUCGGAGCGCUUCCACACGCAGGCCAAGCUCAGCUCCCACCAGCGCAGCCACUUCGAGCCUGAGCGCCCGUACAAGUGUGACUUUCCCGGCUGUGAGAAGACAUUCAUCACAGUGAGUGCCCUGUUUUCCCAUAACCGAGCCCACUUCAGGGAACAGGAGCUCUUUUCCUGCUCCUUUCCUGGGUGCAGCAAGCAGUAUGAUAAAGCCUGUCGGCUGAAAAUUCACCUGCGGAGCCAUACAGGUGAAAGACCAUUUGUUUGUGACUCUGACAGUUGUGGUUGGACCUUCACCAGCAUGUCCAAACUUCUGAGGCACAGAAGGAAACAUGACGAUGACCGGAGGUUUACAUGCCCUGUCGAAGGCUGUGGGAAAUCAUUCACGAGAGCAGAGCAUCUGAAAGGCCACAGUAUAACCCAUCUAGGCACAAAGCCAUUCGAGUGUCCAGUGGAAGGGUGUUGUGCGAGGUUCUCCGCUCGUAGCAGUCUGUACAUUCACUCUAAGAAACACGUGCAAGACGUGGGUGCUCCGAAAAGCCGUUGCCCAGUCUCUACCUGCAACAGACUCUUCACCUCCAAGCACAGCAUGAAGGCGCACAUGGUCCGACAGCACAGCCGGCGCCAAGAUCUCUUACCUCAGCUAGAAGCUCCAAGUUCUCUUACUCCCAGCAAUGAACUCGGCAGCCCAGGUCAAAGCGAGCUCACUAACAUGGAUCUUGCUGCGCUCUUCUCUGACACACCUGCCAAUGCUAGCGGUUCUGCAGGUGGGUCAGACGAGGCUCUGAACUCCGGAAUCCUGACUAUUGACGUCACUUCUGUGAGCUCCUCUCUGGGAGGGAACCUCCCUGCUAAUAAUAAUAGCUCCCUAGGGCCGAUGGAACCCCUGGUCCUGGUGGCCCACAGCGAUAUUCCCCCAAGCCUGGAUAGCCCUCUGGUUCUUGGGACAGCAGCCUCGGUUCUGCAGCAGGGCAGCUUCAGUGUGGAUGAUGUGCAGACUGUGAGUACAGGAGCGUUAGGCUGUCUGGUGGCUCUGCCCAUGAAGAACUUGAGUGAAGACCCACUGGCUUUGACGUCCAGUAGUAACUUAGCAGCACACAUCACCACACCGACCUCUUCAAGUACCCCCCGAGAAAAUGCCAGUGUCCCGGAACUGCUGGCUCCCAUCAAGGUGGAGCCAGACUCGCCUCCUCACCCCAAGACAGUUGGGCAGCAGGAAGGAAGCCAUGGGCCACCCCGGCCCACGUUGUCCAGCCCAGCAGAGCAGCAUGGUGCCCAGGACACAGAGCUCAGUGCAGGCACCAGCAACCUCUAUUUGCUGUGUGACGGGCUACCUCGCAUCUCUGAGUACAAAUGGUGUGUGGUGAAUGGGUCCCAGGUAUGCUACGAGCUUUGAGGGCUGCCCUUUUUCUCUUCAUAGUGAUAAGUGUUAAACUGUCUUUCUUAGGAAAUGUUCACAGACUUAAAACAGCUGAAGUCCUCUGAGUACUGUCUGCCUCCCUCAGGAAAGUUCCUGAAAUCAGUACCAUCAUUACUGUUUUUGUGUAAGACCUUUAGAGUAGCCCAUGCCGCCAGAGCAACCUCUGCAGUGGGUCUCUAAGGUGGGACCUGCCCUGGGCCUGCCAUGCACACCUGUGGCACAGUGUGAAAAGUGUCACGGAGUGCCGUGGUAAGGCGAUCACAGGUCACCCAGGCAAGGCUCGGUGCUUGUUUCAGAAACAGAGAAGUAUGUAAUUGAUUUUAUAAGUUUCUGUGUAAAACAUUUUACUGUGUUUUAGGCUUUGGAGGAAUAAACUUUGCUUCUCUGAAUAAGAAAGUCACAUACAUUGUUCCAGCUCCAAGUUUGCUCAGCUCUCACCAUAAGUGGACAUAGCGUUUGGCUCUUUGUGUGCCUUGCUGGCAACUCUGGUUAUGGGAGCUUGGAUAUGUCCCAGAAGCAGACUAUGGCACUUUUCUAGCUCCCUUGCUACCCUUCCUUUGUGUCUAGAUAAGUGACUGAUACGCUUUUCUUUGGUCUCAGGAAAGUGGGGGCUCAGCAAGAACUGAUUACCGAGCCAUUCAACUAGCCAAGGAAAAAAAGCAGAGAGGAGCGGGGAGCAAUGCAGGUGAGGCCGUGUGUGCUGCAGCCCGGACGAGUGAGGGCCUGAGGGUUCUCUGUCACUGUUACGGGCAGAAGAAACACACAGCAGGUGUUUCUGUACCCUUGGUUUUACUUUUCUGUUCAGAAUACCCUUUUAUCAACUCCUUAGUUUUAUUUGAACUUACGGAAAAUAUUAGUAACAAAACUCCCAGCAUUAGUAUGAACAUAUUUUAUUUGCCUAAACAAGCUUUAUGAAAGUUAAGGUUUCAAACACAAGUGUCAGUUAUCUGGAAAGCUACUAAGGUAAAUAAGCAAAGCAGGCCAGGUAUCAGGAAAGCAGAGAUUGUGCCUGGUGCUGAAUGGCCUUGGGGCCUGAACUUGGCAUGGUGGAGACCUGGGGACCGCCACUGUCCCCGGGUACAUGUACGUGGAGCCGAACUGUGUGUCCUGUGGCACUGUCAGAGUUAUGUUGAAAUCUUACUUGAAAAUGUUAGCAACUUAUUUGAAUUUUUGAAGACCAAACAAGAGCUGGCAAUCUAUGGCUUCAUGAAUCUGUCCUUCCUGAAAAUGGAAUAGUGUGAUGUAGUGCUUAGUGGAAACUGGUAAAUCUUUUUCUAAAAAGUAACAGUGGAUUUUUAAAAUGUAUUUUUUGUGUGUAUUUCAUUUGUCCUCUGUAUUUAUCUAAAAGGGUUGGUGAUAUGAUUUUAUAUCUUGCUCUCUAUUCCUAAUAGUAUCAUGACUUCUUAUUUAAAAUAAAUAACAAUUGCUGAUUUUCU